CAAGCUAACAGAGCAUUACUAUUGACCGGCAAAACCGUGAAUGGUUUUGGAACAUUUUAUUUAAAUCUUUCAUAAACUCAUUUUUGUUAAUUAUGUCUGCUACUAAGAAAGCAAAGAAGGCUGUAAAAAGGAAGGCCACCAAAGAAGAAAUCCCUACACAAGAGCCUCCUGCACCUACCAAAAUGAGAAUAGUUGUUACUCCUUGGCGAGACACAUCAGAAUUUACAAAAGUCUAUAACUGGCUAUUCGACAAGACCACCUCCAAUGAGGAAAGUCAUUCCCUGGCUCUUCGACAAAUACGCAUUUGGCAAUAUCGACGUGCCAGUCUCUGUCCAGCAGCUGUUCUAGCCACUUCUGUUCUCAUCGAAGCUCAGAUGGAGGAUAAAAAGGGCAAUAGCCAAAUCCAAAAUGUAUAUGCCAGCGCUUUUACACGCUUUUACAACUUCAUGUCUUCCAUUAUCAAAGGGCAUAGCGCGGCCAGUAUGUAUGAAACAGCGGAGGAAUUGGGCUUGGAUUCAUUUAUUGUAGACCUGAGACAUUUAUGUGCCCAUGGCCAAAUUCUUCCCCCAGUCGAUGUGCUUCGGAAAGCUACAGUCUUUUGCAUUGAAUGGCUACGUGGAUACUAUUGGCUGCCUCACAAAGAAAGCAUGACAAAUUUAAUUGCUGAAAAAUUACCCAGCAAGGAUUUACAAAAGUUUACUCAAACAAUUGAAAAUCUUCUUGAAUUAUAUGAUCUUGCUCUCGAGUGUUAUAUUCUCAAAGCUCAUAAACUGAAAGCCAUCAGUAAAUUGAAGACAAGUGUAGAAUUCAAUAAGUUAAGAGUCUAUAGUUCCAAAAAGAAGGCGAAGUCAACUAUGGAAAUGAUCACCGCUUUGGUCAAUGACAUGGGUAUAAUGCUGAAAAAGGAAUCGACCUCAAAAACAAAUUUCUUUCAAAUAUAUUUGCUCAAAUUGUUGGACAGGAAAGUUUUCCUAACGGCCGGCGUCACAUUCAAGGAGAAUGAGGAACUUGUUAUAGAAGCCACACAGUCAAUAUUUAAAAUGCUGGCUAUUCAGGGGCAUAUCGAUGAUUUACUUGUGGCCCUUAUUACCUUGGCUGAGAAUAAAGACCAGCCCGAGGAGAAACGUACUGGUGCCAGCUAUUGGGCAAUAAAACUAAUUGAUACUCUGAGAAUGCUUAAUGGCAUGAAGAAAAUGUAUCAAGAGGAACUGAAUCUGAAUGAUAAAUUCAAGGACACAGGCUUUUCAUCUCUUAACAAUACAAUAGUUACAAAAACUAUGAAAACUCUAUUAAUACAUUCUGGAAGGGAUCUUUCGGUGACUUUGAUCUUCGGCGAUAGUGCAAAGAAACCACGAACUUGGUCAUUCGAACGUGAAUUUGUAUUGCAACGUGUGGGUCUAGUGAGUGAUUACUCUGUGGAGAUUCUUAAAGGUUUACUGCAUAUAGUCGAGCCGCCUUUUAGUGCUGAACAGUUAAGAGACUUAACUAGUCUUUGUAAUAUACGUUUUCGUUUGCUGUCCGAGAAGGAGACCAAACAGAUGAAAGAGGCUGAAACGCAAUCAAAUUAUAGUCUCGAAGACUUGGAGAAUCUUGUGUCGGACUAUGAAGGCAAUGUCCCUCCCUCAACGGGCAAAACAUAUGGUCUGUUUACCCUAGAUACUAAUCCAAAUUGGUCGAAAUGUGCUUUGGGUGUUUUACCCUAUUAAAAAUAAAAUUGCUUGAAUUUGUCUUAGUUUAAUCACUGUAUAAAUAAUGUAUAAUUAUAAGUAUUUUUUUCUCCUUUUGUAAUAAUCGUUUAUCCAAAAAGA
Messenger RNA from Drosophila willistoni, 1808 nucleotides. RefSeq lists its product as uncharacterized. Gene Ontology annotation, molecular function: endonuclease activity. The record is from RefSeq and is a predicted model, not a curated record. The transcript has 5 exons. Bases 93 to 1706 code for a protein of 537 amino acids. Gene Ontology annotation, cellular component: Las1 complex; preribosome, large subunit precursor. NCBI's taxonomy places the organism in Eukaryota, Metazoa, Arthropoda, Insecta, Diptera, Drosophilidae. Gene Ontology annotation, biological process: maturation of LSU-rRNA; maturation of 5.8S rRNA.